Messenger RNA from Ylistrum balloti, 880 nucleotides. RefSeq lists its product as uncharacterized. Bases 49 to 363 code for a protein of 104 amino acids. NCBI's taxonomy places the organism in Eukaryota, Metazoa, Mollusca, Bivalvia, Pectinida, Pectinidae. Gene Ontology annotation, cellular component: mitochondrial crista junction; MICOS complex. The transcript has 4 exons. The record is from RefSeq and is a predicted model, not a curated record. Gene Ontology annotation, biological process: cristae formation.
CGGAAGUUCAACUGUUUGACUUUCGGUGAUAGAGCUUACUGCGGUACGAUGGCAAUGCUUGUGAAAUAUGGCACUUCUUUAGCAAAGCUUGGCCUUCUUGGUGGUGCAGUUGGUGUGACAAGUCACUAUGGUGUGUGGGGUGACACUGAACAAGGAGUCCAGGCCUACAAGCAACUACAGGAGCUGGUAGAACCAUACACUCCAGAAGAAAUAUCCAAGUUGAAGCCUAUGUCAUCUUUAGGCCUGGACAGCAGAAGUGACAGUGUCCAGAAAACUUUUGAGUUUGUGAGUGAUGCUCCUAGUCUGGUCAGUGGAGGCAUGGACAGUUUGACAGACACUGUUAAAAAGCAGUUUAAAGAGUAGAUACAGUGAUACGUGAAUUUCCUUACAUUCUAUCCUUAUAUAGCACAACCAUAUCUUCUGUUGUUCCAAAAUCAAUUACAACAGAAAUAUAUGUUUAAUAUCACAGUGGUUCUGGUCAUUCAGACUCUCAAAUUGAAGAGAUACAAGAGAUAGGAAAUCUUUGCUAAUGUAAAAGCACAAGGUAGUUACAAUCACAGAUCGGCACGUACACUGUAUAUUUGAUAUAUACAUUUGUAUUCUGUUUGAAGAUCUCAGAUCUUCUGGUCUGCAAGAUUGCUAUCAAUAGAUUAAAGAAAUUUUGUCAGAUUCUUGGAUAUGUUGAGUGUUAAAAAUGAUGAUUUUUGUCAAUAAAUUCUAUAAGGUGGAAUGCUGGAAAGUAUGAAAAAGAUUCGGUCAUGCAGACAGACAAGUUGAAGAGAGAAGCUACAGGCAUGUGUCAAGUGUGUUUGUUUUUAUCACGUAUAUAAUCCUGUUAUGUUUUUUUAAAACAAUUGUAAAUAAAUUUAUUAUACAAAGA